AUGUCAUGGUCAUUCGCAACUCACUGGAAGUCUGAAGGUCGUGUCUGGACUCUCGACAACUCAAGCCUGCCAUCGGUGGAUGGGGAACCCGUGGUACUCGACUCUACGCCAAUUCCCGAUGCCAAUGACGUUCCUCCACCUUCGAGCCCACUGCGCGGUGAGCCUGAAGCCGAUGGUAAGGUCGAUGAAGAAGAUGAGGACGAGGAUGAGGAGAUGGAGUGGGAGCUUCUCCCAGACUACAGCAAGAAAUUCAAGGAGAAGAGGAAGAAGAGAAAGGAGGAGUCCGACGACAAGGCCGCCUCGAAGAAGGUCAAGACCGCUGGCUCGGUAGCUGGAGCCAAAGCUGCCAACCCCGCCAAACCCAAGGCUUCCAAGGCUGCGAAGGCUGCCGGGUCAGCGGCUUCGAAGAAGCGCAAGGCCGACAGCGACGACGACGACGACGACGACGACGACGACGAGAACGAGUUGCCCGCAGAGGCAAUGGUCAAGAUCGAGACCACCUCACGUUCCGGUCGCAAGAUCACGCGACCACAAACCUUCUCUCGCUGA
Molecule: messenger RNA, 549 nt
Organism: Aureobasidium melanogenum CBS 110374
Lineage: Eukaryota; Fungi; Ascomycota; Dothideomycetes; Dothideales; Saccotheciaceae
Exons: 2
Coding region: 1-549 (182 amino acids)
Source: RefSeq, a predicted model, not a curated record